UAUCUAUCUGCGGGCAUUUGCACGCCAGAAGGCCUCUGGCAGGAACCACGGCACUUUGUUUUGUUUUGUCUUCGGCCGUCUGUCGAUUUAACAACUCCCAACAGCACAUAUUUGUUCGACUUCACGCCGCCUUUUCCGUGUAUUCUUUUGUUUGAAAUCCAACAUCUCACAAAGACUUACCUGCUCGUCGAGUCCGAAAGCCUGGACUUCUUUCGGCCUAUCUCUGUUUCAGACUUUGUGACCAUUUCUCUGUACGACUCAUUCGUUUGCCUGCUUCUUGUCACUUGUCACUGUCGUGACUUUUCUUCAACAUGGUCGUCAAACCUCUAA
Molecule: messenger RNA, 330 nt
Organism: Trichoderma gamsii
Lineage: Eukaryota; Fungi; Ascomycota; Sordariomycetes; Hypocreales; Hypocreaceae
Exons: 3
Source: RefSeq, a predicted model, not a curated record